AUGGUGUUGAAGGCAGCUGAUGAAAAUGUGCUUCCGAAAAAUCCAUUCAUUGUAGGGAGAUCUAUCGAAAAAUAUGGGAAAAUUGAAGGUGCCUUCUAUGAGAAGGGUCAGGGAUGGUACGUGCUCAAGAUCCGCAACAAAGAUCAAAGUAGAGAGCUGAUGAAAUUAACUGAAUUAACUGAUGGUACACCUAUCAAAAUUGAGCUGCACCCUAGGUUGAAUAAGCGCAAAUUCGUCGUUACCUGUCCGGAGGUCGAAGGUAUGGAAGAAAAGGAAUUACUGACCGAAUUAUCGCCUCAAAAAAUAAUUGACGUGAGAAGAAUUACGAAGAAAACAUCAAGUGGAAUAGAAGACACUAAUACUUUGAUAUUAACUAUUAGUAGUACGAUCAUUCCCGAAUAUAUUAACUUUGGACCUCUCCGCGUUCGAACCCGGCUUUACUAUCCUCUGCCUUUGCUAUGUAGAACAUGUCUGAAAUAUGGUCAUCCGAAGAGCACAUGCACAGCCUCCUUGGCGUGUAACCGCUGUAGCUCCCCCAACCACGAUAGCCAAAAGUGUAAAAAAAAUCCAUUUUGCGGUAACUGCAACGAAGAAGGUCACUCUCCAACAAGUCGAACAUGCCCUAUCUGGACUGCCGAAACUGCAGCGCUCAAGCUCAGCACUGACAAAAACAUAUCACCAGCAGAAGCUCGAAAAAUAUUGCAGCAAACCAAUAACAACAACACUUACGCGAAUAUUCUAAAAUCUAUUCAACCUCGGCAAGAAACGAAGAAACCCGAAAAACUUAUCCCAAAUCCAACUCCAGAACGAACUCCAACGAACCAAAAAGAACAACAACAACAACAACAGCAGCAGCCACCGCACCAGAAAAGAUCAACACCAGCUGUACGAACAAACACCGCAUCUCCUCCUCAGAAACGUCUCAUCACUAAAACAUCGUCAGGAGAAUCAUCAGAUAUGGCAAUCGAUAAAGAUGAACCUCGCGUCAACGCAAACGAUAAUCUCAAAACCCUUUCAAGGGCAGUGAUCUCCUCAAAUUCCUCCAAACCUCCCCAACUCCCGUCCCCUCCUUCCAACCCCUUUCAACCACCCCUUAGUAUUAAAAAAUAUGAUCCCCGGCUCAGAAAAACUUGUAACAAGUAA
This is a messenger RNA of Uranotaenia lowii, 1143 nucleotides long. RefSeq lists its product as uncharacterized. The transcript has a single exon. Lineage: Eukaryota; Metazoa; Arthropoda; Insecta; Diptera; Culicidae. Gene Ontology annotation, molecular function: zinc ion binding; nucleic acid binding. The coding region runs from base 1 to 1143 and encodes 380 amino acids. The record is from RefSeq and is a predicted model, not a curated record.